This is a messenger RNA of Neurospora hispaniola, 1508 nucleotides long. RefSeq lists its product as uncharacterized. The record is from RefSeq and is a predicted model, not a curated record. The transcript has a single exon. The coding region runs from base 10 to 1209 and encodes 399 amino acids. NCBI's taxonomy places the organism in Eukaryota, Fungi, Ascomycota, Sordariomycetes, Sordariales, Sordariaceae.
UCUGCCACCAUGUCGGCCAGACCAUCAAAACGGGCCAAAACCGGCCACAGCCCUCUCCGUGUCACCCGCAUUCAACCACACCGACAAUGUGCUAAUCGCCCCCCUCGGUUUUGGCGCUUCCUGGAACUGCCCGCCGAGGUCCGCAACAUGAUUUACUCGCAACUGCUCACCAUCCCCACCGCCGCCGACGUGGCCGGCGUCUGGGAAUCCCAGCCCCGUCUGGACCUCAGUCUUUUGUACGUCGACAAGCAGAUAUCCCGUGAGGCCGCCUUUGUCCUGUACAGUAAAAACACCUUUGUCUUUCUCGAGCCCUGCGACGAGCACCGGGACGACUCUCCGGACGCCCAGGACUGUGCCCGCCACCGCAGCUGCAACUGGCUCCGCCUGAUAGGUCCCAACAACGCCCUGUCGGUCCGCAACCUGCACAUCCGCAUCCGCGCCGAGCGCUCCUCGCGCCCAGACUCGUACUACUCGGACUUGAUCCUCGCCCUGUCCGGCCUGGCACCCAACCUGACCCGGCUGGCCGUCAUUGCCGAGAAGCACGCGAUGCAAACCCGCCCCGUCACCAUCCCCGCCGGGCCCGCCGGUUCAUUAACGGGAGGACACCAGCAGGUCUUGGAGAUGCACUGGAACCGCCAGUGGGACCCCAACCACGUCACGCCCAUCAACACGUGGACCCUGUACCAGAUGCGCUUCGGCCUGCGCAAGUUUCCUAACUUGAUGAACUUGGUCCUGGCCGGCUUCGAGCAGCCCGGCCAAUUCUUCAUACCCAUGUGCCACUUGAUUAACAGGAACAGGCGCUGCAGGAUCCACGUCGUGAGGCGGACCGUCGCUAGCAGGAGUUGUAGGAAACACCCCAACUUCUCGACGCUGUGGAAUGAGCUGCCUGUGUUGGACCAGAAGGGCAGGCCCAUUCCUAAACCCGAGAAAAAGCAGGGUGGCGGCGGUGCGUGUGGAAGCGGCGGCGGUAUUUUGACUGCUGAUGAUGCUCAGGCCACUACUACUACUGGUCAGAGUAGUGUUGCAGGUCAGCAGAAUGCUGCUGCUGCCGCUGGUGGUGGCCAGAAUGCUGCUGCUGCUGCUCAGAAUCAGGAGGAGGAUGACGGUGAUGCUGCUUCGGACGAUGGCUGGCAAGAUAUCGAGGCUCUUGCAAGUGACAGUGGAGCCGAAGAAGACGACGAAGGCGAGGAAGACGAGAUGAUCAUCUAGUAGUGUGCGUGCCGAUUAUGGUGGUGCAUCGCCAGGCACCAACAUGUCUUUGUCGACUCUUGUCUUGACGGCGACAACCCCCUGGUUCAACAAAUUGUACGAGUGCCAUUCAUCCCAAGGGAGGGGACUUGCUGUCAUCUGGACUGGCCACCAAAACGGACGAAGUGGAGAUUGGGAGUGAUUCAAGAAAACAUAUGGCAUGGUGGUUUCGACGAGCUGUUAUGAUGGCAUUUACAACAAGCGGCAAACAACUGGACUUGCACCUUUUUUUCGGUCAGCGAUGCUGCGAACCAUUCGGC